GUGUGUUUCAUUGGUCAACCAUUCAAAUGCUGAUUAUUGAUUGGUUAAUGUUGUGCCGUGUAGUUUGAAACUGCACAAAUGUCAUAACAGAACAUUUACAGUGGACGGCUUUUAAUUUUAAAAAUAUACUGAUGACUGACAGAAAGAGGUGAAAGAUGUCAGGCGUUAGCAUUGUUAGUGAAGGUGGUUUGGAUGAUGAUGGUGUCGCUUUUGAGUUUUCAAUGUUAGAUCAAGGUGUCUCAUACCCAGCAGACAUGGCGGGCUUGCCAACCUCCACACCAAAUCUUGCAAAACUGAAACGACGCAGUAGAAAGUCCUGGUUUGACACUCCAAAUCAAAUCAAAUACGAAAUAGCAGUUGAAAGUCCACAUGCAACGAAACCAGUGAGACGCAAGAGUGAAAAUAUGGAGGUCUUGACAUUAACACACUUCACAGCACCUCCAAGGCUGGGCUUUGGAACAAUGAAAUUGGGACAAGAAAAAAUGUGCAUCCUCAUGCUUAGAAAUCCACAUGACUAUGAGCAGCAUGUUAGAGUUGAGAAAGUCCCCGAGAAGAAACAUUUUACUGUAAAUUGUCGAGAAAUGGUCGUUGGACCGGAGGAAUCUUUUCCACUGGAAAUUACAUGGUCCCCGAAGGAAGCAGGUGGUGUGCGAGAAAUGGUUCUUCUUCAUAUUGACAGCAGCUAUAGAUUGCAGGCAUAUGUGUUUGGUACAGUCACUGAACCACCCAAGAAGAAGAAGACAAAACGUGUUGGUUUACUUGCAUCUAAGGUUGCCAAGCCAUUCUCUGUAAUUCACACAGCAAGCUUGGCAAAUAUUGAUAAGCAGUACAGUCCAGAGAAGCAGACAACAAAACCAGCAUACCGCCCAGGGAAAAUGGCAACAAAAGCACCAACUGCAAGGAAUCAUGCAGUCAACAGCAAAACAAUGAAAGUCAAAGGCGUUUCUUGUGAGCCCAUAAUACAAAAUGUAAUUGUACAGAAAGAGAUUGAAAAGAUGGUGAAAAGACAGUCAACAGAAAAGUUGACUAAUUCCUUUGUUUCAAAAGAAGCUGCAAUUCCUCGCAAGAAGAUGAGAAGAUCGAACACUUAUUCAAAUGUUUCUGGUAUUGGUCUUGUUGUGCCCAUCAUACACAAUGAGGAGGUUACUGGUCACAGGGACACAAGUCUUCUGAAAGUUGGCGAAUGUGAUAUUAGUGGCCUGAAUGUUUUGGAAACAUCUGAUAAUAAUGUCAAUGUACUUCCAAGUUUUAUGAAAGUGAAGCAGGAAGUGGAUUCAGAACCAAGUUUUAUGAAGAAUUUUAAGUCUAGAGAUGGGCCAAAAUCAAAUGUUAUACAAAACAGUCAGCCUAGCUUUCUUGAUGAUGAUGGAUGUUCAAAUAAUCUGGAACCCAGUUUUCUGAUGCCUUGUCCUAAAACACUGAAACAUGUAAAAUUGGAAGACAGUUUUCAGGAUAGCUUAGAUAUCAAAGAAGAUCAGGAGAAUGUAAAACCAGAAGAACCAAGCUUCCUCCAGUCAAAAGACAAACUUAAAUCAUUGAGAAGAAGUGGAAGGCUGGAUAAGCAUUCAGAAUUGAAUGUUCUUCGUAGCAUCAAGAAAAAUCAAAGGGAAGGAGGAACAAAUAAAAAACGUCGCUCAUCAGAUGGGAAUUCUGUUCUCAAGCAGUUAAAGAACUUGAAGACUUUCAUUCAUGAAAAAAGUUUGGAAAUUGAAGAAAAUUGUGCUAACCUUAGUUUAGAAAGAUCAGAAACAUUUGCUACACAGACAAAGUCACCAAGAUUCUCAAUGGUUGCUACUGGUGACAUUCGUAGAGGAACAUUUGUAACAGGUCCAGCAAAGAUAAAGUUAUUAGAAGAUCAAAAACCAUCGGAAGCUAGUCCCAGAAGAACCACAUUCACAGUUCUGAAAACAGUUGAACAAAAUGUGAAAAGAACAGCAAGUACAAUUCACACUGGAACAUUAAAUGAAGAAGAAGACGAAGUUAUUUCCAACAUAGGUGCUAUUGAACGAGCUUUAAAAGCUAACAAGAAUAAUAUUGUUCAUGACGAACAAAACAAGGAGCCUAAACUUGAGAGAAUGUAUUCUGCAGAUAGCUUAGACAAUAAUUCUCUAGAAGAGAAGUUUGGUUCCGCACAAAACAAAGAGCCUAAACUUGAGAGAAUGUAUUCUGCAGAUAGCUUAGACAAUAAUUCUCUAGAAGAGAAGUUUGGUUCCGCAACAGAAAUUGUGACAGAGCCAACGGAGAACUAUUCACGUCGUGCCACACUUACUGUGACAAAGUCACAUCCAUCAGAAGCAUUGAUUCAGCAUCAUGCACAGAAAUCUGGUGCAGUGACAUCUCUUUUCAGGACAGCAAAGAAAAAUCCAAUUGAAUGCAUUCAAGAAGAAGAUGCAAGCCAGAGUCAACAUUCUGCACAAAAUAGCACAUUUGAAGUAUCGGCAGAGGAAAGUGUGUUGCUGAAAGAUGCUGAUUUCCAGCCAACUCCAGUUCACCUGCCUACCAGUCCACUGCUGAACCUUUCAAGAAGGUCAACACAUGUUGUUCUUAAGCCCCAAGUGGUUAAUAUUACUGGGAACAGUGGCAUACAGGUUAUAAAGGAUGCUAAAAAUGUUAAUUCAGACCAUUCAAUAAUAAAUGCAAGGAUGCAGUCAGAAUCAGCUAAAACUUGCACUGAAAUAAUACCAUAUAUAGUCCCAGAGAUCACGGAAGACAUUGAUGUAUUUUCUCCUCCAAGUGCCAAUACUAGACGAAGAACACUUUCUGCUAGAAGGUCUUUGGGUAAGAAAAUAGAACAUGAUGUCAGUCAAGAUUCCAUUGCAUGUGAAAAUGCCAGCAACGUUAAUAAACCUUAUUGUCCUGAAGGUGAUGUGCUGAGUCUGUUUUUUAUUCCUGUGGACAAAGACAAUAUUGAUGAGCAAGUGAAGAAAAGAGUCCAUAAAGCUGAACCCAAGCAAUUUCUGAAAAAACGUAGCAACCCCUGUACACAGGAGGUAGACCAGAGGACAAAACGAGUUUGUAAUGAGAAAACGACUGUAGCAGACACCAAGAGCAACAUGGCAACUACAGUCAUACAAAGAAAACCUGGCUCCACAUCCAAUCAGGAUGCUCGCCAGCCAGUGAAGCCAAAAACCAGUAUAAUGAAGGGGCUUGCUCAGUCCAAACUGAUACUCACCAAGAAGUCAAAAUCAGUCAUUCCAAAGCAUCCACUAGCCUUUGCAGCUAAGAACAUGUACUAUGAUGAGAGAUGGAUAGAGAAGCAGGAGAGGGGUUUUGUCAACUGGCUGAACUUCAUACUGACUCCAGCAGAUGAAAAUAAGGGAAGCGAUGUCAAAGUGAAAGUUGAUGCGGGAAAGCUUGCCAUCGAUGUUGAAAAAGGACGUGGACAGUUAGCCCCAACAAAUGAAAUCCUUUCGUUUCGAACCUACGCGGCCCAUCGGAAGCUGAACCGUCUGCGGAAGUGUGCAUGCAAACUUUUCCAGAGCGAUGCUGUCCGCCAUGUGAUCCACAAACUUGAGCGCGAAGUGGAGAGUGGAAGGCUUCUGGUUAGGAAGGACAAGAUGCUGCAUGCAGACCUGGGAGCCAAGCAAAGAGUCCUCGAUAUGCUACUCUCCUACAAUCCUCUGUGGCUUAGAAUUGGGCUGGAGACAAUCUAUGGAGAAGUGGUCAUGCUACAGAGCAACACAGACGUCUACGGCCUAUCCCGGUUCGUUAUCACCAGGCUGCUGUCAAGCCCCGACAUUGCCCAGGCCUAUGCACAUCCCACAGUGCCACAUCUCUACAGAGAUGGUUAUGGUGAGGCGAGUGCCCAGCACACACUAAAGAAGUUCCUCAUGCUGGUGUACUUUCUGGAUCAGGCCAAACAGCAACGGCUCAUUGACCACAACCCUUGCCUAUUCUGUAAAAACUCGGAAUUCAAGGCUAGCAAAGACUUGUUGCUCCAAAUCUCUCGAGAUUUCCUUUCUGGUGAGGGUGACAUCACACGUCACCUGGGUUACCUUGGCUACAAAGUGACCUACACUCAGACAGCCCUGGAUGAGUUUGAUUUUGCGGUGAAAAAGUUGGCUGUAGAUCUGAGGGAUGGUGUUAGACUUACGCGUGUGAUGGAGAUGCUGUGUGAUCGGAGGGAUCUCAGCGCCAGUCUACGUAUGCCAGCAAUCAGUAAACUGCAGAAGGUCCAUAACAUGAAACUGGUGUUCAAGGUGCUAACAGACCAGCAGGUGGACACGGGCAAGGCCAGUCCAGGUGACAUUGUGGAGGGUCAUCGUGAGCACACCCUGCAGCUUCUGUGGCACAUGAUCCUGCACUUCCAGGUCACCUUGCUGGUCAACAUGGACCAGCUCAGGGAGGAAGUGAGGCUCCUUGAACGCAGCCUGCACAUCAAACACAGGCUCAUUGCCCUGGCUGCUCUCAAGCCAUUCGAAAAAGAAAUUCGUCGUGAUUCGAUCAUUGGAGACCUUCAUACACAGGACAACAGAUUGAACCUGUUACUGCAGUGGUGUAGGGCUGUCUGCGCUCACUUUGACAUCAAGGUAGAGAACUUCACUGUGUCUUUCUCUGAUGGUCGUGCCCUGUGCCACAUUGUGCACUUCUACCACCCUGGCCUGCUGCCCCUGGGCUCCAUUGCCCAGCAGACCACAGUGUCCCAUCUGGAAGAGCUGGAGAGGAGGGGAUCCCAGGACUGCAGCCUCAAUGACAGCACCAGCAGCGUUGCUGUGUUUGGAGAAAUGCAAGAUCCUGAAGUCUUUGAAAAACUGAUUAACAACGACAAAGAAAACUUCAAAUUGCUUUCAGAAAAAGUGAAGGAGCUGGGAGGUGUGCCUAUGAUGUUGCACUGGUCAGACAUGUCCAACACGAUCCCAGACGAGAAGGUGGUUGUGACUUACCUACUCUACCUGUGUGCCCGCCUGCUGGACAUCCGCCAUGAGUCUCGGGCCGCAAGGCUCAUACAGCAUGCCUGGAGGGCUUACCAAAUGAGGAAACGUGAACUCGAACUUAAGGAGAAGACUAAUGCAGUGAUAGUUAUGCAGCGUGCAGUGCGAGCAUUUUUAAAAUCUCGCCGCCAGGCAAGACAGAAUGCAGCUGCUUUGAGCAUACAGAAGGUUUGGAGGGGUUACAAGGACAGAAAACUGGCCAAACAGCUGCGAAUGGAACUGGCCAUGCAGGAACAAAUCUCAGCUGUAAAACUUCUUCAGGUGGCAAUCAAACGGUACUUGUUCAGGCGUCAGUUCCUGCAGAUGAAAGCCUCCAUAAUAAAUGUACAGGCUUGUUGUAGAGGUUAUCUGUACAGAAAAGCGAAAUGUGAAUCAGCGACAACCAUUCAGCGCGUAUAUCGUGGCUACAAGGCUCGCAAAGAGCUUUCUUGGAAAACAGCUGCAGUUGCCAAAAUACAGGCCUUUUUCAGGGGCUUCCUGGUCCGCAAACAUUUGAAGAAGAGUUCUAAUGCUGCAAGAGUAAUUCAAUGCUGGUACAGAGCACAAACAGCCAUGAAAAAGGAUAUACUGACUUUUCAAUCUUUGAAGCAAUCCUCUAUUGCAGUGCAGAGGUUUUGGAGGGGUUUGGUCGAAACAAGAACGCUGAGAAAGGAGUUUCUUUCACUGCGAGCUGCUGUGCUAAAGAUUCAGGCUUCUGUUAGAGGCCAGAUUCAAAGAUCCAAAUAUCAGAGGAUGAAAGUAGCAGCCAUAGUGAUACAGAGUCAUGUUAGAAGCUGGAGAGUCCAGAAAGCCUACAGAGUUGUUCUAGCACACAGUCAUGCUGCAGCUAUGAUGAUACAGGCAGCUUUCAGGGGUCACAUGGUGAGGAAGCAGCUUCAAUCUGAACACAGGGCAGCCACUGUCAUCCAGGCGAGAUUCAAGGCCUUUGCAGAGAGGAAAAGGUUCCAGAAACUGGUUAAUGCAGUCUGCACUUGCCAACAGCUGUACAGGGCAAAAUGCAUUGGAACUGUUCAGAGACAAGAGUUUUUGCUACAGAAACAAGCUGCUGUUAAGAUCCAAUCACAUUUCAGGAAGUGGAAAUCCCAAAGGCAUUUUAAAGCAUGUAAACAGGCAGCAGUUCAACUGCAAGCCUGGUUCCGGUGCCAUAGAGCCCAACAUGCUUUCAAGAGAUGUAGAACAGCUGCCAUGGUGAUCCAAUUAUACUGGAGAGCAACCAUCUCUGGCAGGAGGCAGUUUGAUUUGUACCAGAAACAGAAGAAUGCUGCUAUCAAAAUACAGAGUGCUUACAGAGGCUCAGUGUGCAAAAGAAAAUAUUUAUCAAUGCACUCUGCAACUGUAACAAUUCAGGCCCAAUGUCGAGGCUACUUGUAUCGAAAGCAGAGACACAACGCAGCUCUCACUAUUCAGCGUAUCUACAGAGGACACAUAGUGAGAAAAGUUGCAAGACAGAGGCAAAUGGCUGCCAUGAAAGUUCAAGCAUAUUACAGGAUGUGUCUGGCUAGACAGAAGUUUAAUAUGUUAAGAAAGGCAGCUUCAAUCAUUCAGUCAAGAGUGAGAGCACAUGUAGCCAUGAGAGCUCAGCAACAGACUUACACAUCUCUAAAAAGGUCCUGCAUUGUUAUACAGAAGUUUUGGAGGGGUUUGGUAAAAACCAGAACCCUGAGAAAGGAGUUUCUUGCACAGCGGGCUGCUGUGCUAAAGAUUCAGGCUUCUGUUAGAGGCCAGAUUCAAAGAUCCAAAUAUCUGAGGCUAAAAGCAGCAGCCAUAGUGAUACAGAGUCAUGUUAGAAGCUGGAGAGUCCAGAAAGCCUACAGAGUUGUUCUAGCACACAGUCAUGCUGCAGCUAUGAUGAUACAGGCAGCUUUCAGGGGUCACAUGGUGAGGAAGCAGCUUCAAUCUGAACACAGGGCAGCCACUGUCAUCCAGGCGAGAUUCAAGGCCUUUGCAGAGAGGAACAGGUUUCAAAAACUGGUUAAUGCAGUCUGCACUUGCCAACAGCUGUACAGGGCAAAAUGCAUUGGAACUGUUCAGAGACAAGAGUUUUUGCUAAAGAAACAAGCUGCUGUUAAGAUCCAAUCACAUUUCAGGAAGUGGAAAUCCCAAAGGCAUUUUAAAGCAUGUAAACAGGCAGCAGUUCAACUGCAAGCCUGGUUCCGGUGCCAUAGAGCCCAACAUGCUUUCAAGAGAUGUAGAACAGCUGCCAUGGUGAUCCAAUUAUACUGGAGAGCAACCAUCUCUGGCAGGAGGCAGUUUGAUUUGUACCAGAAACAGAAGAAUGCUGCUAUCAAAAUACAGAGUGCUUACAGAGGCUCAGUGUGCAAAAGAAAAUAUUUAUCAAUGCACUCUGCAACUGUAACAAUUCAGGCCCAAUGUCGAGGCUACUUGUAUCGAAAGCAGAGACACAACGCAGCUCUCACUAUUCAGCGUAUCUACAGAGGACACAUAGUGAGAAAAGUUGCAAGACAGUGGCAAAUGGCUGCCAUGAAAGUUCAAGCAUAUUACAGGAUGUGUCUGGCUAGACAGAAGUUUAAUAUGUUAAGAAAGGCAGCUUCAAUCAUUCAGUCAAGAGUGAGAGCACAUGUAGCCAUGAGAGCUCAGCAACAGACUUACACAUCUCUAAAAAGGUCCUGCAUUGUUAUACAGAAGUUUUGGAGGGGUUUGGUAAAAACCAGAACCCUGAGAAAGGAGUUUCUUGCACAGCGGGCUGCUGUGCUAAAGAUUCAGGAUUCUGUUAGAGGCCAGAUUCAAAGAUCCAAAUAUCUGAGGCUAAAAGCAGCAGCCAUAGUGAUACAGAGUCAUGUUAGAAGCUGGAGAGUCCAGAAAGCCUACAGAGUUGUUCUAGCACACAGUCAUGCUGCAGCUAUGAUGAUACAGGCAGCUUUCAGGGGUCACAUGGUGAGGAAGCAGCUUCAAUCUGAACACAGGGCAGCCACUGUCAUCCAGGCGAGAUUCAAGGCCUUUGCAGAGAGAAACAGGUUUCAAAAACUCAAAGCAGCCACUGUGCUGUGCCAGCAAGUAUACAGAGCAAACCUGGCAGGCAAGCUACAAAGGAAAUCGUAUUUGAAAGUAUACUCUUCUGUCCUCUUUAUUCAAUCACAGUUCAGAAUGCUGAAGAGCAGAAAGCAGUUUGUCACAUGCAAGAAAGCUGCUGUGAAAAUACAGUCAAUGUUCAAAGGUCAGUUAGCGCGACAGAGGUAUUUGCAAUAUCGCAAUGCAGCUCAUGUUCUGCAGAAACACUGGAGAGCAAGGGUGGCAUGUGCCAAACUGUCCUCUGAUUAUCAGUCCCAACGACUGGCUGCCAUCAGGAUACAAAGUGCUAUUCGCAGACUUUUUUGUAGGCAGAAGUACCUUAUGUUGAGAUCAGCAGCAGUGAAAAUUCAAGCCGUAUGUCGAGGCUGGCUGUUUAGAAAGAAGCGCUUGAAUGCUGCUGUAACUGUUCAACGUUUGUAUAGAGGUUACAUGGUAAGAAAAUGCUUUCAACAAAAAAAGAUUGCAGCCAGGAAGAUUCAGGCACACUACAGAAGGUAUCAAGCUGUUCAGAAUUUUAAAGCUUGCAAAGUAGCAGCCAUCACAAUUCAGAGCAAAAUAAGAGCACAUUUGGCUAUGAAAAGGCAAAGAGAUCAGUAUGAAAAUAUGAAAAAAUCUUGCAUCAAUUUACAAAGAAGAUGGAGAGGUUAUCUUAUAACCAAAGAACUGAGGGGAAAGUUCUUACAGCAAAGGGCUGCUGCCGUACGAAUCCAAUCUUAUGCCAGGAAAAUGAUCCACAGGAGCCACUAUUUGAAGUUACGAUCAGCUGCCAUAGUUAUCCAGAGUUAUAUUCGAACAUGCCGCGUUAGAAGAGCCUACAAAGUAUUGUUAGAGCAUAGCCAUUCUGCAGCUACAGCUAUACAAGCAACAUUCAGAGGAUAUAAAGUCAGAAAACAGAAGUGCAUGGAAAAUAAUGCAGCAACAGUAAUUCAGACACUCUUCAGAAAGUGGUAUGCAAGAAAUGCUUAUCAGAACCUGAGAAAAGCAGUUAUUUUGUGCCAGGUACGCGUCAGAGCUAAGCAACACUCAAAUUUGCAAAGGAGAAAAUUUUUAUUAAUAAAAGCAGCAGCUGUUAUAAUUCAGGCAAAGUACAAAAUGAUUCAACAAAGGAAAAAAUAUCUCAAAGAAAGAAAAGCUGCCAUUACAAUCCAAGCUUGGUACAGGGGCCAUGUUGCCAGGAGCCAAUACCAAAUACAGCACAGUGCUGCUUGCAUCCUACAGAGACACUGGAGGGCAGAGCUCGCCUGUCGUGGGCAAGUGUUGCAGUACCACAGGCUUCGAGACGCUGUGAUGGCUCUGCAGGCCAGGCAUAGAGGCAACCUUGCUAGACAUCACACUGCUAGAAUCAGAGCUGCAAUAAAAAUCCAGGCCUUUAUUAGAAUGGUUCUUUUCAGAUCAGACUACCGGAAAAUCAGGUCUUCAGCUGUUAAGAUACAGGGCCAGAUUAGAAUGUACCGUGCUCGGCAGGUACUGGAAGGUUUGAGAGAGACAAGGCUGUGGGAGAGGGAGGUGUACCUAACCAGGGUUGCCGUGGUAAUCAAGGUGCACCUUGCUGCAGCUCGCAUCCAGCGCAGUUACAGAAAACACCGUGUGAUGACUCUUGCCAAGGAAAGGCUUCAUUGUAUCCUCAUUAUUCAGAACUGGAUGAGAAGUCAACUGGAACGUGUACGAUACCUGCGGACUGUAGAGCGAUUGAGAAAGCUGCAGGCCUGCGUUCGUUCAUGGAUUGCCAGGAGGGACUUUGCUGCGCGCUUGAUACAGAAGGCUGUCAAACGCUGGCUGGCAGAGGUUGGCAAUAUGAGAAAAAGGAAGGCAGCCAUAAAGUUACAGUCCAUGUGGCGAGGUCACUGUGUGCGGCGGGACUCUACCAGCAGGCAGGUGGCUCUGGUGCGAGCUCGUGUGCGGGUAGCCACGGCAGCGGCCACUGAGGAGAAGAAGCUGGCCAACCGCACCACUUCCGCCCUGGACUUCUUGCUACGAUACAAGCAUCUCUCACAGGUGCAGAAGGCUCUCAUGGACCUUGAUGUUGCCACACGGUUGUCAUGGAUGUGCUGUGAGAGGAUUGUGGCCACCAAUGCCAUCUCUGUGCUGUAUCGACUACUGCAGGGCUGCAACCGUAGUGUGGCUCACAUGGACCUUAUCAAGUACACCAUCAGCGUACUCCUCAACCUUGCAAAGUACGAGAAGACCCGUGGCAGAGUGUCUAGUGAGGAGGGAGGGCUGGGGGUGCUGGUGGAACUCAUGAGCAUCUACAGGGAGAAGGUGGCCAUCUUCACCAAGCUGUGUACCCUGUUGGGCAUCCUCAGUCUCGACAUGACGUGCAAGCAAGCUAUAAUGGAGGACAAGAAAUGUGUUGAAAAGUUGCGAAGCAUCCAGGCCUUAACGGCUCGUAAACACAAGUUGGAGGAGACGCAGAGGGUGACGAAAGCCCGCAUUAACUCAACACUCAACUCUACAUUAAUGAUCCGCUCUCCAGUUAAGAAACAAAAAAUCAAGCCUGACUGGUCUCUGCAAAAAGACAAAAUGCAAGAUUUUGACAGUCCGCUCAAAGCUAUAAACUUUGUGCUUGGAAAUCUUGGAAUUCAGACCAAAUGUUGAACUCUUUUACUAGAUUCGGAUUUAAAUAUGGCUUUGUUGUGAUUUGAGCGCUGCAAUUGAUGUCAUUAUGUCAAAUGGUAGAUUCUGUAUACAUGUAUGUAUAUGCUAUGUGAUUUACUUUGCACAGAAGGUUAUAUGUUUGAAAAUUUUAUGAACUCUGUACGGAAUGUUGGUUAUUCCCAAAUUGAUCUUGCAACUGCACACUUUACAUGGAUGUGUGUUGUCUGAUGUAUUUGUCUGUAUUUGUCAAUAUGAAUGUUUCUGUAAUUGUUACUUUGUUCUUCCACUCUUUUCACUUUUAUGUGUCAAGCUUUUACUUCUUGUACAUUCUCUUUGUAUGAAAUUCUUUUUAACAUAAUCAUGAUUUUAAAUUUAUAUGUGUAUCUUCCUUACCAUAAAUUCAGUUUUCUUUCUACUAUUAUUUGGAUCAUAUAAAGUCAUAACUGCUUACAUAUUCCAGUUUGAAAUAAACACUAUUGGAAUUGUUUAUGAUUAUUAAAAUAUGGAAUCUUAAAUUAUUGCAAUAAAUAAUCUGAAAAUCGUUA
Messenger RNA from Dreissena polymorpha, 11101 nucleotides. RefSeq names its product abnormal spindle-like microcephaly-associated protein homolog. Gene Ontology annotation, molecular function: protein binding. The record is from RefSeq and is a predicted model, not a curated record. Gene Ontology annotation, cellular component: spindle pole. The transcript is spliced from 22 exons. NCBI's taxonomy places the organism in Eukaryota, Metazoa, Mollusca, Bivalvia, Myida, Dreissenidae. The coding region runs from base 156 to 10556 and encodes 3466 amino acids. Gene Ontology annotation, biological process: establishment of meiotic spindle localization; spindle organization; mitotic cell cycle.